CCUUUAGACGUCUGAAACAAAUUACUCUUCACGGAAAGUACGUGAAGAGAGAACUGUUAGCGUCAGCAAGCAAACUCCUAUCAAAUCUUGAAGACAUAAAAAUUUCUCUUGCAAGCAACGAUGAAGAAGAGUUGGCAAAACCAUUCAAUGCCAGCAAAAUUUAA
Paraglomus occultum is the source of this 164-nucleotide messenger RNA. The record is from the annotation of a GenBank genome assembly. NCBI's taxonomy places the organism in Eukaryota, Fungi, Glomeromycota, Glomeromycetes, Paraglomerales, Paraglomeraceae.